Physeter macrocephalus (sperm whale) is the source of this 3504-nucleotide messenger RNA. It is a transcript of the gene MTHFD1, whose product is annotated as methylenetetrahydrofolate dehydrogenase, cyclohydrolase and formyltetrahydrofolate synthetase 1. Gene Ontology annotation, biological process: tetrahydrofolate interconversion. The record is from RefSeq and is a predicted model, not a curated record. Gene Ontology annotation, molecular function: formate-tetrahydrofolate ligase activity; methylenetetrahydrofolate dehydrogenase (NADP+) activity; methenyltetrahydrofolate cyclohydrolase activity. Gene Ontology annotation, cellular component: cytosol. NCBI's taxonomy places the organism in Eukaryota, Metazoa, Chordata, Mammalia, Artiodactyla, Physeteridae. The transcript is spliced from 30 exons. The coding region runs from base 413 to 3247 and encodes 944 amino acids.
AUGGCGCAUUCUGGAAAGGGUCCUUCCACCAGCCAAUCAUUUCCUCCAUCCAGUCUUCCACAGAGUUCCCUCAUCUUCCCGUGGCAUUUCAGACCCUCUACUCCUCAGCUUUUCGCUGCCUAAGGGGGCCUACGUCCGUCUGGACCGCGCAUGCGCACAUCCAUGUCCAGGGUGGCGCACGCGCAGUAGCAGGGUCGGCCUGGGCAGUCGCUAAGCUCGUGUGUUGGGCAGUCCCACGCCGCAGUGGAGAGAGUCGAACCUCGAUUUUGUCGGUGUCCAUUGUGGGCAGCGGAUUUACAGAGAUCAUGGCGCCGGCGGAUAUCCUGAACGGGAAGGUCAUCUCUGCAGGUUUUUGAGUGAAUUAUGGAGUCAUUGGCAGUGAAACCCACCUUGAGUUUCCUGGAAGAUAGAGAUGGACAAAGAAGAUGCUGCCACAGCUUGGCACCUUGACCUUCAUGGAGAGCUUGACUCCAGGAGCAGGCAAAUAAGGGAGAGACUGAAGAACCAAGUCAUUCAGAUGAAGGAGCAAGCACCCGGUUUCACACCAGGCCUGGCAAUUUUACAGGUCGGCAACAGAGAUGAUUCUAAUCUUUAUAUAAAGGUGAAGCUGAAGGCUGCUGAAGAGAUCGGGAUCAAAGCCACGCACAUUAAGUUACCACGAACGGCCACAGAAUCUGAGGUGUUAAAGUGCAUUACAUCUUUGAAUGAAGACCUCACUGUGCAUGGUUUCAUAGUGCAGCUACCUUUAGAUUCAGAGAAUCCCAUUAACACUGAAGCAUUGGUCAACGCUAUUGCACCCGAAAAGGAUGUGGACGGAUUGACUAGCAUCAGUGCUGGAAAACUUGCUAGAGGUGACCUAAAUGACUGUUUCAUCCCUUGUACACCCAAAGGAUGCUUGGAACUCAUCAAGGAGACAGGGGUGCAGAUUGCUGGAAGGCACGCUGUGGUGGUCGGGCGCAGUAAAAUAGUUGGUGCCCCAAUGCAUGACCUGCUUCUGUGGAGCCACGCCACAGUGACCACCUGCCACUCUAAGACUGCCCACCUAGGCGAGGAGGUAAGUAAAGGUGACAUCCUGGUGGUUGCAACUGGUCAGCCUGAAAUGGUGAAAGGGGAAUGGAUCAAACCUGGGGCAAUAGUCAUCGACUGUGGAAUCAAUUAUGUCCCAGAUGAUACAAAACCAAGUGGAAGGAGGAUUGUGGGUGAUGUGGCAUACAAGGAGGCCAAGGAAAGGGCAAGCUUCAUUACUCCUGUUCCUGGUGGCGUCGGGCCAAUGACGGUGGUGAUGCUAAUGCAGAGCACGGUAGAGAGUGCAAAGCGUUUCCUGGAGAAAUUUAAGCCAGGGAAGUGGAUCAUUCAGUAUAACAAACUUAACCUGAAGACACCCGUGCCAAGUGACAUUGAUAUAUCACGGUCUUGCAAGCCAAAGCCCAUUGGUAACCUGGCUCGAGAAAUUGGUCUGAGCUCUGAAGAGGUAGAAUUGUAUGGUGAAACCAAGGCCAAAGUCCUGCUGUCAGUACUGGAACGCCUGAAGCACCAGCCUGACGGGAAAUACGUGGUAGUGACUGGAAUAACUCCAACACCCCUGGGAGAGGGGAAAAGCACAACCACGAUUGGGCUGGUGCAGGGCCUCAGUGCCCAUCUCCAUCAGAACGUCUUUGCAUGUGUGCGACAGCCUUCUCAGGGCCCCACCUUCGGAAUAAAAGGUGGUGCUGCAGGUGGCGGCUACUCACAGGUCAUUCCUAUGGAAGAGUUUAAUCUCCACCUCACUGGUGACAUCCAUGCCAUCACUGCGGCUAAUAACCUUGUGGCUGCGGCCAUCGAUGCCCGGAUGUUCCACGAACAGACCCAGACAGACAAGGCCCUCUUUAAUCGUUUGGUACCAUCAGUAAAUGGAGUGAGAAAGUUCUCUGAUAUCCAGAUCCGGAGGUUACGGAGACUAGGCAUUGAAAAGACUGACCCUACCACACUGACAGAUGAAGAGAUAAACAGAUUUGCAAGAUUGGACAUUGAUCCAGAAACUAUAACUUGGCAAAGAGUGCUGGAUACCAAUGACAGAUUCCUGAGGAAGAUCACAAUUGGACAGGCUCCGACGGAGAAGGGGCACACACGGACGGCCCAGUUUGAUAUCUCCGUGGCCAGUGAAAUCAUGGCUGUCCUGGCUCUCACCAGUUCUCUAGAAGACAUGAGAGAGAGACUGAGCAAAAUGGUGGUGGCAUCCAGCAAGAAAGGGGAGCCCAUUAGUGCCGAAGAUCUGGGAGUGAGCGGGGCAUUGACAGUACUCAUGAAGGACGCCAUCAAGCCCAAUCUCAUGCAGACAUUAGAGGGCACUCCGGUAUUUGUUCAUGCUGGGCCAUUUGCCAACAUCGCACACGGGAAUUCCUCCAUCAUUGCAGACCGGAUUGCACUCAAGCUUGUUGGUCCCGAAGGGUUUGUAGUGACUGAAGCAGGAUUCGGAGCAGACAUUGGAAUGGAGAAGUUCUUUAACAUCAAAUGCCGGUGUUCUGGUCUCCGCCCACAUGUGGUGGUGCUCGUUGCCACUGUCAGGGCUCUGAAAAUGCACGGAGGCGGCCCCACGGUUACUGCUGGACUUCCUCUGCCCAAGGCUUACAUAGAGGAGAACCUGGAGCUGGUUGAAAAAGGCUUCAGUAACUUGAAGAAACAAAUUGAAAAUGCCAGGAUGUUUGGAGUUCCAGUGGUAGUGGCCGUGAACGCCUUCAAGACAGAUACGGAGGCGGAGCUGGACCUCAUCACCCGCCUCGCCAAAGAAAAUGGGGCUUUUGAUGCAGUGAAGUGCACUCACUGGGCAGAAGGGGGCAAGGGCGCCCUGCUGCUGGCUCAGGCCGUCCAGAGGGCAGCUCAGGCACCCAGCAGCUUCCAGCUCCUCUAUGACCUCAAGCUCCCAGUUGAGGAUAAAAUCAGGAUCAUUGCACAGAAGAUCUAUGGGGCAGAUGACAUUGAAUUGCUCCCCGAAGCACAGCACAAAGCUGAAGUCUACACAAAGCAGGGCUUUGGGAAUCUGCCCAUCUGCAUGGCCAAGACACACUUGUCCUUGUCUCACAACCCAGAGCAAAAAGGCGUGCCCACUGGCUUUGUCCUCCCCAUUCGCGACAUCCGCGCCAGCGUUGGGGCUGGCUUUCUGUACCCCCUGGUGGGAACGAUGAGCACCAUGCCUGGACUCCCUACCCGGCCCUGUUUCUAUGAUAUUGAUUUGGACCCUGAAACUGAGCAGGUGAAUGGGCUGUUCUAAACAGAUUGUCCAUCUUCAAGAAGCAACUUUGAAAGUUUGGCCAGUGUUUAUUCAGGCCUCCUAUCGGGAGGUGUGUGGAAGUUGAGAGAAGUCAGUCCCGGCCCCGAAGAUUUUCUGAAAAAUAAGUAGUGGGAGUUUCCCCAGAAGCCUUUCUUCAGUCUUAAUUCCCACCAUCGUGUAUAAAUCAACACAAAUCAUUCAUGCACAUGCCUAAUUACUUUACUGAAUCCAUAGAAUAAAAGUAAAUAAUUUUGCAA